Messenger RNA from Cynara cardunculus var. scolymus (artichoke), 891 nucleotides. RefSeq lists its product as uncharacterized. Bases 1 to 891 code for a protein of 296 amino acids. Lineage: Eukaryota; Viridiplantae; Streptophyta; Magnoliopsida; Asterales; Asteraceae. Gene Ontology annotation, biological process: root development; shoot system development. The transcript has a single exon. The record is from RefSeq and is a predicted model, not a curated record.
AUGGCGAUCUCAUACGAGAUUCGAUCCGUUAGUUUCCCUACGACAUCGCAUCCGACCGCAGAUAAGAUCGAGAAAGAGCUUAACGACAUCAAAACAUGGGUACAGUCGUCACCACGUGAGCCGUCUACAGAAGCCAUUUUUGAUGGCGUAUUGAAGUUGUCGAGAUUGUAUGAAUGCAUGCAUGAGUUUUUCAAUUCGUUAUCCUCGACCCACAACGAGAAAUGGAUGGAAAAGCUGAUGGACGAUUUGGUUGAGUUCUUGGAUGUUUGUGGCAUCAUAAGAGAUCUCGUGUCGCAAAUCAAAGAGCAUAUUAGAGACCUGCAGUGUGCUUUACGAAGAAGAAAAGAAGAUUCAAGCCUUGAAACCUGUACUGCACGUUACAAUUGUUUCAGAAAAAAAGUUAAGAAAGAUGUGAAAGGAUUGAUUGGGAGGUUAACGCGAUCUGUAGCAGCGAAGUCUAAAGAUCAUGACCACCACCAUCACUGCAUGCACGAGGUGGUGGUCAGAAUGGUAAUGGAGGUUAGGGAAGUGACUGUUUCGGUGUUCCGGUCUCUCUUGACCCUUUUCAUCAUGCCAGAUUCAAGAACAUCAAAGGCAUGUAAAUGGUCUUUGGUGGUGUCGAAAUUGAUCCAGAAAACGAAAGUGGCGUGCGAAGAACACCAUUAUCAACAACAAGAACGAUACUGGAGUGCAACGAACGGUUUGAAAGGAUCGGACGCGGUGUUACUUCAUCGAUGCGUUAGAGACGGAUUGUCGUCAUGGUCAUAUGGUAAGUCUCGAUUGGAGAAGAUGGAAGGUCAGAUAGAAAGAAUGGAGGGUGGUUUGGAAUUAAUAUUUAGGAGAUUAAUUAGAACAAGGGCAUCUCUUUUGAACAUUGUUUCCCACUAUUGA